Messenger RNA from Closterium sp. Naga37s-1, 351 nucleotides. Lineage: Eukaryota; Viridiplantae; Streptophyta; Zygnematophyceae; Desmidiales; Closteriaceae. The record is from the annotation of a GenBank genome assembly.
AUGGUGGAGAAGCAGAAAAGCCGGACCGACAGUCUGGCAGGGCACGGGAAGGAGGCGGUGAGGACAGGCCGUCCAAGAAAGGCGAAACAGCAAUAUCGCCACGUUCCGACGGGCAAACAGAUCCGUUCACCUAUGGCCUCCGUUGGAUCCGCAUCAGCACAGCAGCAGGUCUCUGGCUCGCUCUCUUCUUCGCCUCGUGUCUCAAUCGCGACGACUCAGGCGGCGGAGGAACCCCUUCCACCAAUUUCCCGCUGCCGGGGAGGACUCGCGGUGGCAGUGGCGGCGGGAACAGGAAGUUUUCCAGCAGCAGUGCGUUUACUGGCGGUCCUGACAGCUGAGACCGAUUGUUAG